Molecule: messenger RNA, 3560 nt
Organism: Stegostoma tigrinum
Lineage: Eukaryota; Metazoa; Chordata; Chondrichthyes; Orectolobiformes; Stegostomatidae
Gene: dct
Product: dopachrome tautomerase
Exons: 8
Coding region: 306-1904 (532 amino acids)
Biological process (GO): ventricular zone neuroblast division; positive regulation of neuroblast proliferation; developmental pigmentation
Cellular component (GO): melanosome
Molecular function (GO): oxidoreductase activity; dopachrome isomerase activity
Source: RefSeq, a predicted model, not a curated record
AGACAUGUAAUAUAUACGGCUUCACCAGACAUAUCACAGGCACUGAACAAAUAGAACGUUUUCAAUCUAAAAUGAAACAGAAGAAUUUCAACGGAUUAUGAAGACAGUCAUAAGAUGUCUGCUUGGCGAAAGAACUGCUGCAGGUUAAAGGGUCACAACGCAUGUGCGUGUCACACGAGGCUUUCCAUGAAAUUAUCCCUUCAGUGAGGCUUUUGCAAGGAAUCCUUGCAGACUAUCAGAUGUUAGUUGAAUUGAAGCAUCACGUUGGUUUAGACGCAUGAGCUACUUUGACAAAGGACCUGGCAAUGACGGGUGAAUAUUUCACAGUUUUUAAGGUGGGUUGUUCGUGUUUCGGGGACAUGUGGAGAUCUCUCUGGCUGUGGACCGCGAUCGCGCUGUUUGAACCAGCUUCUGCUCAGUUUCCCCGCGCAUGUACCACAGUCUCUGCCCUGCUCUCCAAACAAUGUUGUCCAUCGCAGGGCUCGGAUGCAGCAAUACUUUGCGGGGCUGAACUCAACCGAGGGGAGUGUACUGACGUGCAAGUAAGUGAGAAACCCUGGAGUGGACCCUACAAUCUGCGAAACGUGGAUGACCGGGAGAGGUGGCCGCUCAAAUUCUUUAAUCGGACCUGCAAAUGUACGGGAAAUUUUGCUGGGUAUAACUGUGCUGAUUGCAAAUUUGGAUGGACUGGCCAAAACUGUGACCUGAGAAGAGCACGAGUGAUCAGAAAAAAUAUUCAUUCUCUGACCCCUUCAGAGCAACAGCAGUUUCUGGAUGCACUGGAUCUAGCCAAAACUACAAUACACCCAGAUUAUGUAAUUGCUACUCAACAUUGGCUGAGUUUGCUAGGACCUAAUGGGACCCAGCCACAAGUAGCAAAUGUCACAAUAUACAAUUAUUUUGUGUGGCUUCAUUACUACUCCACAAGAGACACAUUGCUGGGGCGUAGUCAGACAUUUAAAGCUAUAGAUUUUUCUCACCAAGGUCCGGCUUUUCUUACCUGGCAUCGGUACCAUUUAAUGUUGCUGGAGAAAGAUUUACAGAAACUCAUAGGAAAUGAUUCAUUUGCAAUUCCAUAUUGGAACUUUGCCACAGGAAGAAAUGACUGUGAUGUCUGCACAGCGCCUUUGUUGGGAUCCAUGCGCCUUGAUGACUCGACAUUGAUUAAUCAGAGUUCCAGAUUCUCGCAGUGGGAGAUCGUGUGCAAUAGUUUGGAUGAUUAUAACCGCUUGGUCACUCUCUGCAAUGGAACAAAUGAAGGUCCAAUAAGGAGGGCCUUCUUGGGAAAGAGCGGGAUCCGGCUGCCAAGCAUGGAGGAUGUUCACCGUUGUAUGUCUAUUAAAGAAUUUGAUACUCCACCUUAUUUCAAGAAUUCUAAUUUCAGUUUCAGAAAUGCCCUUGAAGGAUUUAAUACACCAGAUGGCAAAUCAGGCACUGGCGAAGUUCAAAGUCUUCACAACUUAGUUCAUUCUUUUUUGAAUGGAACAAAUGGGAAUCCACACUCUGCAGCAAAUGAUCCACUUUUUGUGGUGCUCCAUACCUUUAUCGAUGCAGUUUUUGAAGAAUGGAUGAAACAAAACAGCCCUGCAAUGAGCUCAUGGCCAGAGGAGAUGGCGCCAAUUGGGCACAACAGGGAAUCUAAUAUGGUGCCAUUUUUUCCACCUGUGACCAAUGAGGAACUAUUCCUAUCAUCAGCAGAUCUAGGUUAUUCAUAUGCAAUUGAAUUGUCAGAAUUUCGUAUUUCCUUGGGUACCAAGCUAGCUGCGACCAUCAGUGGAAUUUUGGUGGGCCUUGUCUUGUUAGCUGUACUGCUGAUGCUAUUUCUGCAACAACGAAAGAAGAGAGGUUAUGAACCUUUGUUAGGUUCAGAAUUUUCCAACAAGAUGUACAUUGAAGAAGCUUAGUUUAUGCAGCUGAUUAUUAAUAGUAAUCUCUUAUUCCUACUGCAUUGUAUAAAAGCACAAUGGAGAGCAUAUAAAAAUUUAUAGCUUGUUUUCUGUCGGCAUUGCUGUAAUGCAAUAUCAUAUGAUACAAAAUGUUUGUAGAAUCUGAUGAAUUUGUGCUUGAUUCUUAGCAUGAUCAAAUCGGUUUAUCAAUGAUGAGAAAAGAACUGAUUCAUCAAUUAGGAAGAAUCUGCAGUUUUUACUGUCUCUUUACGAUGAUACAUGAUUUAGAGCUUGUUGGGAUGUAAUUGGCAAGGUUUGCCCGCUGUGGUUUUUGCUGAGCAGCCUUCUUAAAAGCUGAUUAGAUCUUGAUUUUCAAAGCAUUUUCAAAACCAAAAUGUAGCUGCAGUAAGAAUGAAAUUCUAAUUCAUAUUUUGUAUUUCCAGUGUAUGAUACUGUCAUGACUAAGGUUGUAGGAAUACACUGUCUUUCUCUACUUCUACAGGUCACACAAUGGAUUUUAAUGUUUACUCAGUGACCAGUAUGGUCAAUCAUAUACUUCAUUAGUUUAAGUCUGAAAAAGAAAAUUACAUCAACCAGAUUUCUUUUAUAUCAACAAAAUUAUUGAAUCAUUAUAAGAUUCAUUCAACAAAGGUAUAAUGUUGGUUAACAUAUAUUUUAAAAAUAAAUAUUGUGCUUUAAGUAACCUAACACAAAUUAACUUUAUCUGCUUGUACCAACAUUAAAAGAAAACGUUAGCAAUUAUGCAAUGUUAAAAAAGAAGAAAAUAAGAUAUGAAAUGUUCUAGGUAGUUGUGGUUUGGCGUUCAGGUACAAGUAUACAGAUGUCAUUAGACCCGUGUAGUUGUUACUGGAUGAUUUCAGAAGCAACACAUUCAGGAGAUGUUGUCAUGCUUCUCAGAAAAAUGGCUGCAACAGAUUUUCCAGCUGUGCCAUCUGGCUCUCAAAAAAGCUUUUUCCAAGAAAAGUUGAGAAAGGCUGUCUCAGAUAGCUUCUCGAUUAGCAGACUGCACCCAACUACCAUUUCUGAACAAAAUGCAAACUAUCACUGAGAAAUGACUGACAAGCAUAAUCCCUGACAUGUGACUCCCUGUUCCUUUGUUCAAGCAGUUCCAGAGUGUAUAAGAAUCUGAUUGUUUGUUUGUUUGUUUGUUUCACUCAAUUGUCUCUUCCAAUAUGUGCUUGAAGGAAAGAUCAAAAGUUCAAAAAAUUCAAUGAUCUUUUCAAAAAAAGAAGUCAAUGCAUCUCCGCAGUCUUUCAUACGAGCAAAUUUUCACAAUAUUUUAACCCUGAGUCUGGAUAAAACAAUAAUCUUCGUAACAAUAGGUGUUUUAAAAGUGAACAUAUAGCAGAUAUUAGUCCAGCACAUUAUUCCAAUUUAUGUGCAAGUUCCUUUGUGGCAUGUACUGUGGUGAAAUUAUAAAGAGGUGUUUCUCUGAAAUAUCAGAGAUAAUGGGAACUGCAGAUGCUGGAGAAUUCUCUCCCUAUUUAUUCCAGUUCCCUCUCCCCAUCCCCCUCUCUGAUGAAGGGUCUAGGCCCGAAACGUCAGCUUUUGUGCUCCUGAGAUGCUGCUUGGCCUGCUGUGUUCAUCCAUUUCUCUGAAAUAUGUCAGUUUUAUGAUCCAAAAUGUAACUGAACAGACUGCCAAUAAAUGAAA